UUCUAGUUUUACAGGUUUCUCGUUCAAUUUAGGCCGAGGAUCUGAGCAGGCUACACUCCCCGCCGCCUUCGCCCAUACCGGAGCAGUGACGGAAAUGAUGCCUGCUCAAGAAUGAUCGCACACACACGUAGAAAAAAAAUGGGACCAGUCAUCUCUUGCUCUCGAACUAGAGCUACACGCGUGCGUAUACAUUUUGGGUGUAUAUGGAAGGAAACUAUCUGUUGGUGAACGCACGGAGACGCUACGCCGAGCGAGGAACGACUCACCGAAGCAUUCCCACAAUCCUGUGCUUCGCCCAGGGCAUUCGAAAGUUUUCGUCGGGUUUGUUGUUUGUGGGAGACAGGACGGAGUUAGCGGAAGCGAGCGGCCGUCACUAUGGCAGAUAACACUUCCAAUCAUCCGGUAAUAUCUGGAUACCUAACUAAAAAUAGCAAGAAGGUGUGUUAUGCCGUGGUCAAGGGUAGAACGAAACAGCACAGUGAACGGCUAGAAUUCUACGCCGACAAGAUACACUAUCUCAGUCACAACUCCAAACCGAACAAAGUGAUCAAGUUCAAGAAUAUGGAAUCGGUGGGAUUUCUAGGCAUGAGCCCCGGAAAGAUUGCAAACACCACAACAGAUCCCAAUGAAGGCACCUUCCGCCCGGUGACAGACCCACAGGCACGGUUUGUCAUCUCCCUGAAGUCGUCAGGCAUAUUCGGGCCGCAGUACUUGGAGCUGUUUGCACCAAACCCGUCGGCCUGCCGUUCCUGGGUAGAGGCUCUGCAGGAGUUCAUCACGGGCCAGCCAAGCAAAGAGAGACUUCGAUAUGAUCAUAUCUGGCAUGACAUUGUCAACAUGCGGUGGGGCUUGGGUGACAGCGUAUGCCCAACGGACAUUGUGCUUAGCCUGGCGCACAACUCCACUGAAAUCGCCCUUAUCUUGAAGGGUUAUCAGGAUCCAGUCUUCCGCUGUGAUAUAAACAGUGUGAAAAGAGUGACCAUCACAAUUUGUUCGCUCCAAAUUGACGUUGGCAAGGGAGCAUCAUGCGGUGAUGGCGCCAUAUUUCUGCGGGCUUCUCAAUCAGCAACUCUCACGGCGAUUAUCGAGUCUCUUAGCCAGGUACUGUCAAAGCACACGUAUGCAGAAGAGCCUCCAGUGAAGCCACCGAGGCUUCGGCCAACGCCAAGAAGCAGAACACUACCAAGACGGAUCCGCCAAGAAGAGCCCAGCGCUGCAGGACAGAUGCAGCGUAGACACGCUCGCUCCAAUGCCCACCGCUGGGACUCCACGUCCGCACCCUCUGUGCCAGCCAUUGAUGUCGAUGAUGAGCCUAGGCGGGAGUUAGGUCGGGUCAACAUGGAAGACGGCUCCAGAAUGCUGUCCCGAACACUGUCGCACCGAGCGAAUGCAUUGGCUCGUAAUCUGUACAAUUUCACGUUUGAGAUCGAGGACACCUUGGUUUGAUUUGCUCCUGAGCAGCAGCGACCUCAACCACAUUCUCUCACUGUCACUGGCAAUGACAUGCAUAUGCAUGUUCACAGUGCUGGCCAGAGAAACCCAACCUCAUGAACAAAGGAGCGCCGCGUUCGAGUGCACAGACCAGUAGUACGCGCAGUGCUAGGGCCAGUAGGGGUGCAUAGCGCCCGGCAAUGCUAUUUUAUUCAUGAGGUUGGAUUUCUUUGACCAGUAUUGUACAUGCAUACAUGGUGGUAGUGGAACCGGACUGCCUCUCAUUGAACAUGCAUGGAGUUGGUUGUUUGUAUUUGUCAUACUCAAUAUGUACACUUAGCUGGUUCAACAUUGGUAAGUCGUCUCCUCAGUGUGUAGACUUCGUGGCUCGUGCUUGCAUUAAUGUUAUGUACAUGUAAAUAAACAUGUUGCAACAUACAUGGGCAUUGCUUCCAUUACCCAGUUUUUCCCGGCAUGCUUAAAUUUGCAAACAGCAGGAUUCUGCUCCUGGCACGGUGAUCAGCAGGCAUCUGCUAUUCCAGGCCCUGCCACACUGUGUCAUCUCUACUCCCAAUGAUACGCUUGACGGCACACAGUUAACCCUCUGCAUAGCACAUUUAUACUUCUUGUGUCAAUGCAUAUUGUACACAAUCUGUCACAUACUAUCUAGCUAGUGUGUGGUGGAUAGGGUAGGUAAAUGUGGGGUUCUUAUUUUCUAAUCCCUUCACUCAAACUGCUUGCCAACGUAGUCGAGAAAAUUCCCGGGAUGUGAUUAUGGCAGAUGUAUGUGGCCAACCAAUCAACUUGCCCCAAAUCACAAAACGGAAAGUAGUUCAAAAAUAUUGUUCAUUGUCUUGUUUUUAUAAUUGUUUCUGCUGUGUGUUGUUAUUCCUUGCUGGCUGUGUCACUAGGAUAGCAUAGGUUUCUCAGUCUAGGCCACCUUGUUCUCCUUUUUUCUUAAAGCUCACCUACAGCUGCUGCCUAAUGAUUUCUACAUGCAAUCAUGAUAGAUGGUGCAACCAAAAUUCAAUGGCCGAUAUUAUGCACAUGGAGUUCGUUCGAUUGUGUGGAAGAAGACUAUGGUUGUGCCGUUUUUAUUACGGCAAUCCUAUUAUGUUAUUGAAAUUGCAUGCUAUGACACUCUGAAAUCUUCAGCGGAGAAAGCUUA
Sycon ciliatum is the source of this 2599-nucleotide messenger RNA. RefSeq lists its product as uncharacterized. The coding region runs from base 376 to 1446 and encodes 356 amino acids. The record is from RefSeq and is a predicted model, not a curated record. Lineage: Eukaryota; Metazoa; Porifera; Calcarea; Leucosolenida; Sycettidae. The transcript is spliced from 7 exons.